ACAUGACUCCUCCUACAGUGAAUGCGUACUACGAUCCCACUAAAAACAACAUCGCCUUCCCUGCUGGGAUCCUGCAAGCUCCUUUCUACAACCAGGACUACCCCAAAGCGUUGAACUUCGGGGGGAUCGGGACGGUGAUGGGUCACGAGCUGACCCACGGCUUUGAUGAUGAGG
Molecule: messenger RNA, 174 nt
Organism: Austrofundulus limnaeus
Lineage: Eukaryota; Metazoa; Chordata; Actinopteri; Cyprinodontiformes; Rivulidae
Product: endothelin-converting enzyme 2
Biological process (GO): protein processing
Cellular component (GO): plasma membrane
Molecular function (GO): metalloendopeptidase activity
Source: RefSeq, a predicted model, not a curated record